Messenger RNA from Amaranthus tricolor (Joseph's coat), 1072 nucleotides. RefSeq lists its product as uncharacterized. The transcript has a single exon. The record is from RefSeq and is a predicted model, not a curated record. Bases 235 to 765 code for a protein of 176 amino acids. Lineage: Eukaryota; Viridiplantae; Streptophyta; Magnoliopsida; Caryophyllales; Amaranthaceae.
AUUGCCAAAUUUUAUAAUGACAAAGGUAAGAAUUAAAAAGAGCAUUAGUUCAUUUUUGUUUCAAUUUAGUUUGGAUUGGCCUUAACUCACUCUCGACCUUUAAAAGUAAUUCAAACCCACACAAUUUGGCAAUGCAUAUUCCAAUUUCUAACAUCCACAAAAACCCUGCCAAAUGGUCUUAAUGUCUUAUAUAAUAAGAUACCAAAAUCAUGAAAUCGACUAUUAUUGACAACCAUGUGGGCUACCACUUCUUCUCAAACCUUCCUCCCAAACCCAAUUCCAAUUACACAUUCCAUUUUCUUCUCGAAGCUUCUGCAACCACCUACUACACCCCUCUCAGCCGUCAGAAACCGACGCUUUUCCGUUAACGCCGCCGGAACGAACGAAGCGGUUAGUGGGCUCGGCCUGGCAGUUCUUGGAUCCAUCAAAUCCGGCCCAUCAAAGAAGUUAAAUCCGAAUCCGGCCCAGCAACAGGAUGAAAAGCCCAACAAAGGAAGACGAAAAGAAGAGAUCGAUACGGAUAAAGAGGUAAGCGGGUCGGAUAUUUUACGGGCUUUACAAAGAGCUAAUGCUAAAAAGUUAAGCAUAAAGAAGCAACAGCAACAACGGCUGAAGAAUAUUGGGUCGAGUAAUUUGAAGAAGGAGAAUGAUGGGAAGAAAAAGGUUGUUGAUUAUGAUAAGAUCCGACCCAUUACUGUUAAGAGUGAUUGGGUUACCCGGUUGGAUGAUUUGGAAAAAUGUCUUCAAGAAUUCUUGACGCUUUGAAUUGUGAAUCUCCGACAAAAUAGUGGCUCUUUAGAAAAUGAAGAAUGUUUGGGCCAGGCUAGUAGUUUAGUUUAGAAAACCCAGCCUGGUCUUGUACCCAACUUGUUCGUAUGUGUAGUAUAACAUAAUUGUUUAAAACGAUUUCACUUUAAAAUACGUGUUAUAUAUGAGUUAAAUUAAAUCAGUUAAUAUAAAUUAUUAUGUAUUAGACUUUUUAUUUUAAGGUUGUCAAAAUAAAAGAUAGUUUUUCACAAUAGUGACAAUAUAUAGAAGUGCUUCAUUCAUAAAUGAAUUCAAUGUUCUAUAG